Molecule: messenger RNA, 3335 nt
Organism: Hypanus sabinus (Atlantic stingray)
Lineage: Eukaryota; Metazoa; Chordata; Chondrichthyes; Myliobatiformes; Dasyatidae
Gene: dnajb4
Product: DnaJ heat shock protein family (Hsp40) member B4
Exons: 3
Coding region: 496-1521 (341 amino acids)
Cellular component (GO): cytosol
Molecular function (GO): protein-folding chaperone binding
Source: RefSeq, a predicted model, not a curated record
GAACCCUGACCGCAAAGAGCAUCACCAGAAAACGCUGUGUGGUCGCACAUCUUGUUUCGGAGAGGUUGUGUCUGCCGUCCCAGCAAGAACACGUUGGCUGCAUUUCCAGGACACCCUCGGUUAGCCAAAGGCGCCAAUUAAACGCAGGGUGUCUCCUCGUUCAAAUUCAAGAUAAUUUGACCUUUCCAGGCGCCACCGUUCCUUUUUAGGAGAAAGGCGACCAGGAGGAAUGUUAAAAAGUUUGCGUCAGUGUUGUUUGGGUACAUGGGAAAUGACGUUUGUGGAUGUUCUGGAAAGAGCCAGGUUUUUUUCCCAAGAGCCGGACGGAAUGAGUUUUAUAUAAAGGCAGUUGCAGGCAGGGCAGGCAGAGUGAGUGAGCUGCAUCGGGGGAAGCUUAUCAGCUCAACGUCGGGUGGCUGUCAGGAGUUAUCAGGUAAUUAACCCACAGGGAGCCUUUGCCUGCCUUGAAGGGAGACCGCAGUCUUUCUGCGUACAAUGGGCAAAGAUUACUACAGUAUUCUGGGGUUGCAGAGAGGAGCUUCCGACGAUGAGAUCAAGAAGGCUUACCGCAAGCAAGCUCUGAAAUGGCACCCGGAUAAGAAUAAGUCGCCCAACGCGGAGGACAGAUUCAAAGAGGUAGCAGAAGCCUACGAGGUGUUGAGCGACCCCAAGAAGAGGGAAAUCUACGAUCAGUUCGGAGAGGAAGGUUUGAAAGGAGGAACUGGUGGGAGUGAUGAGCAGGGAGGAACGUUCCGGUACACUUUCCAUGGAGACCCUCACGCCACCUUUGCUGCAUUCUUCAAUGGUGUCAAUCCCUUCGAGAUGUUCUUUGGAAGGAGGAUGGCAAAUGGCCAACAUGAAGAAGCUAUGGACGUGGACUCUGACCUUUUCAGCCACUUUGGAGGCUUCAGCAUGAAUAACUUCCCCAGGGAACGGCACAGAGGAGGGAUGAUGGGACAGAUGCAUCGCAAACAGGACCCCCCCAUCAUCCACGAGCUCCGAGUGUCCUUGGAGGAGAUCUACAAUGGCUCCACCAAGAGGAUGAAGAUUUCCAGGAAGCGAUUGAACCCUGAUGGCCGGAGCCUCAGGAUGGAGGACAAAAUACUGACUAUUGAAAUCAAAAAGGGCUGGAAGGAGGGAACUAAGAUCACAUUCCCAAAGGAAGGCGAUGAAAUGCCCAACACGAUUCCAGCAGAUGUAGUUUUUGUACUGAAGGAUAAGCCUCAUCCCCACUUCAAGAGGGAUGGAUCAAAUAUUGUCUAUCACACUCGAGUCAACUUGCGGGAGGCUUUAUGUGGUUGUACAAUUCACGUGCCCACCAUGGAAGGCAGAUCUGUCUCAUUAACGACACAGGAGGUGAUUAAGCCAGGCGCAAGGAAGAGGAUAAGUGGCAAAGGAUUGCCGUUCUCAAAAAACCCCAACCAACGAGGUGAUCUCAUCGUGGAGUUUGAGGUCACCUUCCCAGACUUUAUAUCCACAUCAUCCAAAGAGGUGCUGAGGCGACACCUACCCCUGUCAUAGAUGGGAGGACUGAUUCCGUUUCGCAGUAAUACCACACUCUUAUACAUAGUGACGUGACUGCUUUGAAGUAUUGUACUUGCACACCCUAAGAAGAAGCAUCAGUGACUGUUUCAAGAGAUUUUUCAAGCAGCAAUAACUUUUUGUCAUGUUCUUAAAAAGCAAGCUUUUCACUGUGUUCUGUUGGGUGCAUAUGUGGAACUUUUUGUAUGUUUUUUUUUAUUUAGCAAAUUGUGUAUGCAGACAUGAAGGCUGGCUGAUUGAAGCCAGUAUCCAUUAAAGGACCGUAAGAGAAACAAAUUCUAACAUGUCAAUGUGAAUGCUCCAUUCAAGAACUUGUUCGCAAGGAUGAAUUUCCAGGAUUUAGAAUGCACUAUGUGCUAUUAGCAACAUGCUGUCACUUUAUCCACCAUAUAAUGUGUUUUUUCAAAAUCAGUUUGACAUUUUCGUAAAGAAACGUACUAUAAAUCAUUUAAUAUGUCCAUCACAAUACAAAUUGAGCCCUUAUUUAUGUACACCAGCUGUUUGGACAAAUUACAUCAUGAUAUUUAAUAAGAUUAAGGUUCAGAUUUAUUUAAUUGGCUUAUCCACCUACUUCCAGUUAUGCUUAGGGCAGCAAUGAAUAUCCUUCAGCUUCGGCAGUAUUCAAGCCUUCCUUCGUCGUGUCAAUAGCUCAGUUUUCACUACUGUCAAAUCCCGGGUGGAGAGUCAGGAAUACCGUUGCACUCAGAUGCAGAAGGAUUCUUCAUUGCUGUUUCUGUAACAAUUUUACUUUACCAGUCAGAGUUGUUAGCCCUGAGGUGAGCCCCCCCACCGGAGGUCUAGUCGACCACUCUUAGCCUGGCCUCUACCCUUUGACCCUAUCAAGAGCCAAAAAGCAUAAAGCCCUGACUCCAGCCAAUGUAACUCUCCGGGUCAUUGAGCGCACAAACAUUGAAACGCAAUGACAAGGUUGUGGACCUCUUGGAAGAGAUUUAUUUAAGUAUACAGUACAACCAAUUCACCUAAGGAUGCGCUGGGGGCAACACCGAGUAUCGCCACACAUUCUGGCGUCAACGUAGCAUGUCCACAAUACUCAGCAAAACACCACAGAACACAACAAGCAACAAAACAACAACAUUAAAAUAAGCCAUGUUUUUCUUAACCACACCACCCCACCCACACAUGCAUGUGGGCAGUUUCCCCCAACUCCAGUACAGGACUCCUGGCUUCAACUCUGUAUUUCCAAUUGACCUUCAGCCUCUGAUCUCAGGAUCUGGAUUGAUAUUACCGGCAGGGGUAUCAUGAACUUUGUUGUACUCUGGUAUUGACCCCGGACCAGCCGAUGAUGGGAUCUCAAACUCCCAGCUGACUGGACUUUGGGCCCCCGCUCACAAAGGCCUAUCUGAACCUGGGACAGCCCGACACCCACGGAUGUCCUUUGACGUCUGUCCGAGCCACUGGCUUUCAAGCAGAUUGUUAUCACAUUUCUUUCCACCCACCCACAUCCACAUUCAAAUCUGGAGAGCCCUUUUCCCUGUGAUGGACUCUUAACUGGCAGUGUGGUAGUUUAUCCUUGUGUGCAGUUCUACUACUGUACCGGCAUCUGGGAUGUAUCACAAGUUAAGGGCUUUGACAUGAUUUAAUUGUAAGAAGAUACAAGUGGUGAACCGGUGCAACAUCAGGGUUUAGUUAGUUUUAUUUGUAAUUUGUCAGAAAAUGAAAUGGAUCUAUCAAUACUGAUAUAAAUUACUAAGAUCUAAAGAUAAAGCAGAGUUUUUAUUGCAUAUUGUCUGGAGAAAGUAUUACUUUUUAUUAAUAAAUGCUAUACAAAGAUA